Molecule: messenger RNA, 970 nt
Organism: Xenia sp. Carnegie-2017
Lineage: Eukaryota; Metazoa; Cnidaria; Anthozoa; Malacalcyonacea; Xeniidae
Product: arabinose 5-phosphate isomerase KpsF-like
Exons: 6
Coding region: 126-845 (239 amino acids)
Biological process (GO): carbohydrate derivative metabolic process
Molecular function (GO): carbohydrate derivative binding
Source: RefSeq, a predicted model, not a curated record
AGCGUUUAAAAUUACUGAUUUAAAUGGUUCAAGUAUGACAUCAGUCGUUGUGUAAUGCAUAGUCUGUCGUUUUUGUGUUGGCGUAAAUAUUCAAGUUUAUCUUCGUCACUGUUUUGUUGAGAGCUAUGGACAGUGUUGGAUCAAAACAAGAGAUGGAAAAUAGGAACGCAGCCAAAGCACAAGGGAAAUGUUAUGACUUAACCCAAAUGAAAGAAAAACUAUUGGAAACAGAGAAGCCAUCUAUUUCUGCAUUUCAAGCUAGUUUGCUUGCUGAUGCAGAUGUUGCUAAAAAAGUAGCAAAUGCUCUUCAUACAAAGAAUACUGCUAACUUUGUUACCUUAAUUCAAAAUUGUUCUGGUGUUGUGUUGACGUCUGGCAUAGGGAAAUCAGGCAUUGUUGCUGAGCGAUUGUCCGCCUCAUUGGCCUCAACAGGAACUCCUUCCCAUUAUGUCCAUGCUGCGGAAUGGACCCAUGGAGACCUGGGGAGAGUUUGUAAUGGUGACAUUGUUGUGUUUCUAUCACACAGUGGUAACACAAAGGAAUGUGUUGCUGCAGCAGAGCUCAUGAAAGAUCGUGGAAUUCCUGUUUUGUCUAUUGUUGGAAAAUAUGAUUGUGGUCUCCGAGCAUGGUCGGAUGCAUUGAUUAAUUAUGAAGUAGCUGGACCAAUUCAAGAUUCCACUGGGGGUGCACCAACUAGGAGUAUUGUGGUACAGGAAAUGAUUGUUAAUGCUAUUGAAUGCGAGCUGAUGGAGCGAAGAAAUUUCACAAAAGCAGACUUUUUGCAUAAUCAUCCAGGUGGCUCUCUUGGAAAGAAGUUAAUGCGUGAACAAAUCCAAAAAGAAUGAACAUUGACUGUAAAUUAUGUAGUAAUGCAUGUAGCAGUGUUGUGAAUGCUGUUUAUAACGUAUAUAUAUAUAUAUAUCCUGUAGUUUCUUUCCAUCUUUCAGAAUUAUAUUUUGUUUAUGUUGCA